This is a messenger RNA of Pogoniulus pusillus (Red-fronted tinkerbird), 3960 nucleotides long. It is a transcript of the gene SLC13A4, whose product is annotated as solute carrier family 13 member 4. Gene Ontology annotation, molecular function: transmembrane transporter activity. The record is from RefSeq and is a predicted model, not a curated record. Gene Ontology annotation, biological process: transmembrane transport. Lineage: Eukaryota; Metazoa; Chordata; Aves; Piciformes; Lybiidae. Gene Ontology annotation, cellular component: membrane. The coding region runs from base 703 to 2604 and encodes 633 amino acids. The transcript has 16 exons.
UCUGUGUUGGAAUUGCCACCCUGUGAAUUCUAAGCUCAGGGUAAAAGUAGGGUAAAGGUAGACACAAAGUAGAAGCUGAAACUAUUGCUAAAAGCCCAAAUUUGAAGGAAUUGCAGGAAGUUAAAGAAGGAAUAUCAGUUUGAGAAGGAAUAACUGUAAAUUUGUUUCUGUAGUGCACUGAAAAAUAGACAUUCUGUUUUAAUAAAUUUCCUGCAGAAAAGAAGCCUGUAUUUGGGACAUUCUAUCAAACAGGAGGAAAAGAAGCAGACUGAAAAAUACCUCAUUCAGUAAAUGAAAACAGGAAUUACAUCGCUGGAUAAUGGAAGAAAAAAACAUUCCAAACCACGGGGAUAAGAAUGGAACACAGCUACACCUGUGACUAUGAAUUAAAAGGAGAGAUUGUCAAAAGAUCACUAUGCUCCAGCUUGAAAACUUCUGCAUGUUAUGGUGUGAUAAUAAUUUGGAUGUGCUGGUAAGCCCUACUUAAACCGAAUGUCUUUUUGAUUGAAAAAUCAUUAAGGUUGCUUUUUUAAAAAACAGACUGAAGAACAAACAAAUUAAGAAAACUAUUUUAGGUGAGCAUAGGAAAUGAGGCAGUGAGAGACCUUUCAGGGAAAUCCAGGUACAGGUGAAGGAAAACGUGGAGUGGAAGCUGGAGUAUCUGAGGAAUUGGAGAGAAAACCCACAAUAAAGUAAAAGAGUAUGGCAAUGAUGAAGGAGAUUCUCCGAUCCAGAAAUCUGUUGCUUGUUGUCCUCAUUCCACUUCUGCUGCUUCCUCUGCCACUUUUAUACCCCAGCAGUGAAGCCUCCUGUGCCUACGUGCUGAUUGUGACAGCUGUAUACUGGGUCUCUGAAGCAGUCCCUCUUGGUGCAGCAGCCUUAGUUCCUGCUUUCUUAUACCCACUUUUUGGAGUCAUGAAGUCCAGUGAGGUGGCUGCCGAAUAUUUCAAGAACACAACCUUGCUCCUCAUGGGUGUGAUUUGUGUGGCAGCAUCUGUAGAGAAGUGGAAUCUCCACAAGCGAAUUGCCCUGCGCAUGGUCAUAAUGGCUGGAGCAAAGCCAGGCAUGUUGCUUCUUUGCUUUAUGUGUUGCACCACGGUGCUCUCCAUGUGGCUUUCCAACACAUCCACCACAGCCAUGGUGAUGCCAAUUGUGGAGGCAGUGCUCCAGGAGCUAGUGAAUGUUGAGGAGGAGCAUGAGGUCAUCGGUACUGCAGCAAGCACCAUUAUUGAAGAAAACGAGUCAAUAGAUCUCAGUGAAAAUCAUGGCCAACCCUCACUGGAGCUUAUCUUCAUCAAUGAGGAUGCUACUACUACUGACUUCAGCUCCUUGGUGCACUCUAAGAGUAUGAAUGGUGUGCAUAUGAUAGCCAAAUCUCUUGGAACCAUGAAUUCUAAGAGCAGUGGACAGCACCUGCCUCAGGCUCAGAUCCUAGUUCUUCCUCCUAAGACCUCAGAACUACACCUGAGUGCUAAAUACCGGUAUCAGACCAACCAUGAUCACAUGGUUUGCAAAUGCCUCUCACUGAGUAUCUCCUACGCAGCAACCAUUGGAGGACUGACAACCAUCAUAGGGACCUCCACUAGCCUCAUAUUCUUAGAGCACUUCAACAACCACUAUCCAAAUGCUGAAGUGGUUAAUUUUGGAACCUGGUUUUUAUUCAGUUUCCCCAUCUCCAUCAUCAUGUUGGUCCUAACUUGGUUCUGGAUGCACUGGCUGUUCUUAGGUUGCAAUUUUAAAGAGACCUGUUCCAUGAGCAAGAAGAAGAAGACCAAAAGGGAAGAAAUGUCAGAGAAAAGAAUUCAAGAAGAAUAUAAGAAACUGGGAAGUGUUAGAUAUCCUGAGAUGGUGACUGGAUUUUUCUUCAUUCUGAUGACCUUGCUUUGGUUUACUCGUGAGCCUGGCUUUGUACCAGGAUGGUCAUCUUUUUUUGAGAAGAAAGGCUACCGGACUGAUGCCACUGUCUCUGUGUUUCUUGGUUUUCUCCUUUUCCUGAUUCCAGCGAAAAAGCCAUGUUUUGGGAACAGGGGAAAAGGUGAUCAUCAAAAGUCAACAGACAUUAGCACACUGGAACCCAUCAUUACCUGGAAGGACUUCCAGAAGACUAUGCCCUGGGAGAUUGUAGUGUUGGUUGGAGGAGGUUAUGCCUUAGCAGCUGGAUGCAAGACCUCUGGCCUCUCUGUGUGGAUUGGACACCAAAUGCUCUCCCUGAGCAGUCUUCCGUACUGGGCUGUAACCCUGCUGGCCUGUAUUUUGGUGUCCCUGGUAACAGAGUUUGUUAGUAAUCCAGCAACCAUAACCAUUUUUCUGCCUAUUUUAUGCAGCAUGUCAGAAACCCUGCUUAUCAACCCUUUAUACACCUUGAUUCCUGUCACCAUGUGUAUCUCAUUUGCGGUGAUGCUGCCAGUGGGUAAUCCUCCAAAUGCCAUUGUCUUCAGCUAUGGGCACUGCCAGAUUAAAGAUAUGGUGAAAGCUGGGCUGGGUGUAAACCUGAUUGGCUUAGCUGUUGUCACAGUGGCAAUCAACACCUGGGGAAUUAGACUCUUCCAGCUGAAUACUUUUCCGGAAUGGGCAGCAGUCAGCAAUAUCACUAGCCAAACAUAACCUCUAAUGAAAACAUAAAAAGGAGGGAAAAAAAAACCAACAACAAAAAAAAGCAAACUAAGUACAAGACCAAAGCAAAUUGGAAUAAAACAUUACACUUAUAUUUGACAUACAAAAGUGUUUUUUUUUUUACAUAGAUAGAACUAGGAUCUGUAGGAAAACCAUGAAGAAAAUCCACAAGGAAGUCUUCUGCACAAGUUUGUCAGCUCUGAAAAUCAGUGUGAGUUAAAAGAGGAGAUAAGCUUUGCUCUAUUGUUGCUUUCCCUAUGAUACUAUAACUGAAAAAACCCACCCUGUACUCUUUGCCUAUGGCUUUUUUACACCCUAGAACAGUAAUGUAGGACUUGUAAAAUAGAGGAUAUAAAAUUCCAAUGACAGAAGACAAAUACACAUACACUGCUGAACUCAGAAGUAGGAUAUUCAGUUGUACCACUGACUUCUAUAGAGAAUGAAGGAUGAAUCUUACUCUCAAAUCCAGAGUUCCAUAAGUCUGCUUUUUCUAAUGGCAAAUAACUAUUAUUCUUUUGAAGUAACUCAUCAUGGUGUCAGAAGAAACCACUUUCCCACCUAACCUAUAUGGCCUAGACAGAAAUAGAGCUACAAACCACCAGCUACAGCACUUCAAAGGGAUACCAGAAACUACCAAACAGAUAAGAAGGAUUUUUUCCCCCCACAGCCCUGGUUAUGGUAUUUAAUAUUUCAGUUUCUGCUUUGGAGGGAAGAGCUUCAGAAACAGAGAGAAAGUUUGUCCAAUACCUUCUUUCCUUACCAUUGUUCUGCAUUGGUAGCUGUUCCAGCAGGGGAAGCUGUGACCAGCAAAACCUUACCAGGCCAACAGACUCAUUGCUCUCCUGUCUUUUCAAUUCCACUGAAAGAGAAAAGUACAAUCUCAUCCAAGAUGGCACUGAGUGCCACUCCAUGAGUAAGAAGGGAGGGGGCUGAAGUGGAGUGGUGCUGGUGUAUCUCCUACUUGUGUGCAUUCACUUGGAUAUUACACCCACCUGCUCUCUAGCAGCCCAGAGAACAGGAACUUCAAAUGUAGGAAACUGUGACACAGAGCAGAUGACUACCAGAACAAAAGACCACUCUGUUUUAUUACCUGCUAAGUGAAUGCUCUGCUUUUCUGACUAGAUCUCUCUGAUACUCAGUAAACCUCUUAUUGUAUUAUGUUCCUGAUUUUAAUGAUUUCUUUAAUGUCAGUAUAUUUAACAUGUACAGUAGAGUGGUUGGAUAUCAUGUAAUCACACUCUAUAUACUUUAAUUUUUAUGCUUUGCUCUUACACUAUAGGCUCUUUGGAUGUUAGCAUGACUGUCUAUUCUUCAAACAUAAAAUGUCAAUAAAAUAAAUUAUUCACU